AUGCCACAACCUGCCACAACAGAGAGCGCCACAACCGGGAGAGCCACAACAGAGAGUGCCACAACCGGGAGCGCCACAACCGGGAGUGCCACAACCGUGAGCGUCACAACCGGGAGUGCCACAACAGGGAGCAACGCAACUGGGAGUGCCACAACAGAGAGCGCCACAACCGGGUGCGCCACAACCGAGAGCGCCACAACCAGUUGCACCACAACAAGGAGCACCACAACAAAGAGCGCCACAACCGGGAGCAACACAACCGAGAAUGCCACAACCAAGAGCACCACAGCUGGGAGCUCCACAACUGGGAGCACCACAACUGGGAGCACCACAACCAAGAGCACCACAGCUGGGAGCUCCACAACUGGGAGCACCACAACCAAGAGCACCACAACCGGGAGCACCAGCAACUGCAUCUCUGAACCCGAGCCAGAUCCUGAACAGUACAUCGAGGACGCUUGUGUGGUCCUGCUCAGCUUUGGCAUGUGGAAGGAAGAAGUCUGCAAUAAAAGGCUACCCUUCAUCUGUUAUGAUGAGCGCUUUUUUGGCCAGAUAUAUGUUUCCGACGUGAACACAAGUGCAGCCAAUCUGAGCUGGACUGAGGGACCUGGUGCUGAGAACAUCAGUCACUACAGAGUGGAGAUCACUAAGCACCAGCCAUUUAACCAAACAUUUAACCAGACAUUUAACCAGAUAUUUAACCAGACUGAUCUGUUCGAACACAUACAGAAUCUGACAGCAGGGACUCUGUACACAGUUCAGGUGUUUCCUGUGAAAUGUGGCAGGGAUCUCAAUCCGCAGAACAUCUCCUUCUACACCCAGCCCUCUGAUGUGCAAAAUCUGACAGUAGUGAAUGUGACAUCUGUUAGCGUCAACCUCAAGUGGAGUAAACCAGAAGGAAACCGUCAUUUCUACUCAGUAACUUUCAGAAACGAAUCAAAACCUGUGGAACAAAAGUGUGAUAGUGAAGAGUGCAAUAUUACGGGUCUUAUUCCAGGAACCGAGUAUAAAUUCACAGUUAAAGCUGUGGUAAAUAAGACAUUUGAAGGUGUGGGAAGCAACAUUUCUGAUUACACCACACCUUCAACUGUCAGAAACCUAAGAUCAGCAGACAAUCAAAGCUUUGUCAUAACAGUUCUUUGGGAUCCGCCUGAGGGAGGACAUUCAGGAUACAGAUACUGUCUUACAGAAGUCAAUCACGACUAUAAUUGUACGGACUGCAGCUUCGCAACAAGUAGCAGCAGUACAACAAACUUCAUCACGACCACAAGCAGCAGCAGUACGACAAACAACAACAUUGUAGACUGUAACACUACAGCAGACGAGCUCAUCAGAAAGAGUAAUGUAUCAGACGGCAGCAAGUUUUGUCUGUGUGUUGCAGCACUAACAAAGAAUGGCGAACUAUCAGGAAAAAUGGUGGCAAUCCCAGCAUACACACUCCCAAAAUCUGUGAUCCUCUCUUUGAGCCCCGGCUACCAAAACAUGACCGCCAACUGGACAAUAGUAGGAAAGUAUGAAAAAUUCAGUGUGACAAUUACAACGGAUGCAUACACUUAUACGUUUUCAGAGAAUGUUACAUUCUUGAAUUACACUUUCCAAAGCCUAAAAGCAGGAGUGUAUUACACUGUUUCUGUUGUCACUAUCAAUGGUAACCUGAGAAGUCACCCUACCAAUAAAUCAGACUACACCAGACCUAAAAGCCCUGGAAAUCCAGAUGCCAAGGCUAAAAAAACUACCAUAAAUGUAAAAUGGGCUCCUCCAUCUGAGUCAGCAGAUGCCCUGAUUAGGUACAUGGUGGAAUAUCGCACUGAAUUUUGGGACCAAUCUACAACAAACUAUACAACUGAAACACAAAUCACCUAUCCUAAUUUAAAACCAGGAACAAAAUAUACGUUCAAAAUCCGUGUUGUGGCAGGAAAUUUGACAAGUGAUGACGUCAAUACUACUGCAAAAACAGAGCCUAACAGGAGGACACUGGUCCUCACAAUGUUGUGUUCCUCUACAACGCCACUUCACUGUGACAAAAAUGAAACUCGGAAAGAACUGAUUGAAAAGCUGCAAAACAAAAUGAAUGACAAAUUUCAAGAUCAGGUCCACUGGAAGCUGAGAUGGGCACCAAAUAGAAAUGAUGUCCCUUGAAUCCCUCUGACAGAAUUUUGUGUGAUUUCGUGCAAAACGAAAAAGGUUUUUUUGGUAGGCAUGUGAAUUCUGACUUAGUUUUCUUAUUUACACUUAUGCAUUUAGCAGAUGCUCUUAUCCAAAGCGCCAGGCUUAUUAGACUAAAUUAGGAAACAAGCUAGAGAAGAGGAGAAAUGCGUAGAAGAAAUGUAAGGUUUUGGAAAACCCAGGAUUUUGAAGACCAAAUGUCCUCACAGGGAUAGUAAAACCUGACAUUUUUUACCUUGUGGGGACAUUUUUUUGGUCCCCAUGAGAAAAAGAGCUUAUAAAGCAUACUAGAUGUUUUCUAAAAAUGUACAAAUGCAAAAAGUUUUCUGUGUGUGUUAUGUUUAGGGUGAGGGUUUAGAAUACAGUUAAUAUACAAUAUAAAAAUCAUUAUGUCUUAGGAAAGUGCAUUAGUUUAAGGACUUGUUAAGUGUUUGUUUUUAGCUUCUUGAAAGAUGUUCACGGAUUUGGGUUUUGAUUCUCACUUGUUUUUGACCACUUUGGACCUGUUUUGAAUUUUCUUUUUUUUGUUACAAAUUGCAUAUUGACAUAUUGUGGUAUAUUGAGUGGUGUGAUGAUAUUUGCUAUAAUUGAGGGAGCUAUAAUUCAUCUUCAUUUUUCUUAAAGACAUUUGCCAUAGCGUCAUGUGAAUUUCAAUUUUAAUUUGUGUAAUAAUUGAUUAAUGCAUAUAAUUUUGGUGUUGGUUUGCUUCAUU
Messenger RNA from Labeo rohita (rohu), 2878 nucleotides. Its product is annotated as receptor-type tyrosine-protein phosphatase eta-like. Lineage: Eukaryota; Metazoa; Chordata; Actinopteri; Cypriniformes; Cyprinidae. The coding region runs from base 1 to 2139 and encodes 712 amino acids. The record is from RefSeq and is a predicted model, not a curated record. Gene Ontology annotation, molecular function: protein binding. The transcript has 10 exons.